Messenger RNA from Macaca mulatta (Rhesus monkey), 560 nucleotides. RefSeq names its product vimentin type intermediate filament associated coiled-coil protein (gene VMAC). NCBI's taxonomy places the organism in Eukaryota, Metazoa, Chordata, Mammalia, Primates, Cercopithecidae. The record is from RefSeq and is marked provisional.
GCCUGGGCCAUGUCGGCGCCGCCUGCCCUGCAGAUCCGGGAGGCGAACGCACACCUGGCGGCCGUGCACCGGCGCGCGGCGGAGCUGGAGGCGCGGCUGGACGCGGCGGAGCGCACGGUGCAUGCCCAGGCCGAGCGCCUGGCUCUCCACGACCAGCAGCUGCGCGCUGCCCUAGACGAACUGGGUCGCGCCAAGGACCGUGAGAUUGCCACACUCCAGGAGCAGCUGAUGACCUCAGAGGCCACUGUCCACAGCCUGCAGGCCGCCGUGCACCAGAGGGACAAACUCAUUAGGCAGUUGCAGCCCCGGGCUGAGCUGCUGCAGGACAUCUGCCGCCGCCGACCACCCCUGGCCGGGCUGCUGGCUGCCCUGACUGAGGCUGAGCGCCUGGGGCCCGUGCCAGCCAGUGACCUCGGCCACCCACCCCCCGGUGGGCCUGGUCCACCCCUUGCCAAUAGCACUGGGGAAGAGGCAGACAGGGACCCCCUCCAGCCUGCGGUGUUUGGGACCACAGUGUGAGCCCGGAAUGCAGAUUCCAGAAUGGAGACAGAAAGCCACUG